UGAAACAAAGCCAGUGUUUCUACAAACACAGACCACAGUUCAGUCACAUCAUCUCAGACACACACAGAUGCUGGUAAACAACAGAGAAACCAACAAAUUAUCAAACCAAAAAUUUGCACAAGAACUGAUUUGAGAUUUACAAAUAAAAUACAUUUUCCUUAAAAAAAAUAACAUCCCUAAAGCCAAGAGGAUCUUCACAUACAUUUUUUAGUAGCCAUGGCAAGCACUGGUCUUCAAAUGCUGGGUCUGGUUCUGGUCAUUGCGGGCUGGGCAUUUGAGAUCCUGGUUUGUGCCGUCCCCUGGUGGCGAGUGUCUGCAUUUGUAGGGGAUGAGCUUGUGGUGUCGCAGGUGUUGUGGGAGGGUCUAUGGAUGACCUGCCUAUCACAGUGGGGCCGUCUGCAGUGUAAAGUGUACGAUUCCGGCCUCGCCCUCUCAGGCUCCGCCCAGAUGUGCCGCACCCUCUGCGUGGUGUCCCUCCUUCUUUGCCUGCUAGCGCUCCCGCUAAUCAUCACCGGCCUAAAGUGUACGCGAUGCCUUGGCGAUGCACAAGAGUCUAAGUCUCGGCUGGUGAGAAUCGGGGCGAUAGUUUUCCUUGUGGCUGCUUUCUUCUUCCUUAUACCGAUCUCUUGGACCGCAUAUGUGGUGGUACGAGAUUUCUAUGACCCGAAUGUCGCUGCCGCACUCAAACGUGAACUCGGACCUGCCCUUUACCUGGGAUGGUGUGUGACUGUGCUGAUGCUGGUGGGAGGAGCUUUGCUUUAUUUGGGCUCCGCCUCCCCUGGAGUUCCACCCAUGCCUGCUUUUGGAAAAGGGGUGAAAGGAAAUCCUCCAUCCACAGGUACAGAAAGCAAACCAGACAAAGUAUUUGUAUAAGGGAGCAGCAGGAACUUCUGGAUAAACUGGGGUCGUACAUCUUUUUAAUUUAUCAUAUUUUGCUAAUGUCAAAGGUCGUGCAUCCAGUCAAUACAUUCAAUCUCUAUAAAGUUUUGGCACAAAUUCAUAUGUGCUCUUUGUAAUAACUAACAAUAUAUUAAUAAAUGGCAUAUGUGUUUGUUCAUAUGUUAAUAACAUGUUGUGUAUUUAUGAUUUUACAUUGUUAGACAGAUGGUCCUGUGUUUGUCUGCCCCUUGAUGGCCAAAAUAAAAUAAUUUAACAUUUUUAUUGAAACAGGAAAAGAAGAAUUGUUAUCUGUAAGAAAAUGAUUUGAUAUAAAGAUAUAAAGUGAUCUCUGUGUAACAGAUGGUUGGAUGUAAAUUGUUAAAACAUGAAGUGACAUCAGUCAAAAAUUAUUUCACUUAUGAACUUAGUUCCAGAUAAAUUAUACACACCAAAGGAUUAUUCACAAUAAGACCAGGACCAUUUAUUAAUAAUGCAAAGAUGUUUACUUUAAGAUCUGUUAUUGAAUUAUGGGUUGGUGCAUUUCAUGAAUUUUUUCGUGAAUGUUUUAUUCUUUAUUCAUUUCAACAAUUGUAAAAUAUUUAUUUAUUUAUAUUUUAAAGUGUGUAUUAUUUCUCUAAUAAAUCUAAUGAAACAAUGCAUUGUGGCAUGGAUCUG
Messenger RNA from Paramisgurnus dabryanus, 1554 nucleotides. RefSeq names its product claudin 31 (gene cldn31). NCBI's taxonomy places the organism in Eukaryota, Metazoa, Chordata, Actinopteri, Cypriniformes, Cobitidae. The record is from RefSeq and is a predicted model, not a curated record. Gene Ontology annotation, molecular function: structural molecule activity. Gene Ontology annotation, cellular component: bicellular tight junction; membrane.